GAAAUUAAUUUGCUUUUUUGUUCACUCCAGCUUUGCUUUGUGGUGUUUUGGACGCCUCAUGUGUCCGAGAAGAUCCUGGUUGAUGUCAUUGGAGUGGAGUACGCUUUUGCUGAGCUGUGCGUGGUCCCGCUCAGAAUCUUCUCCUUUUUCCCGUUGCCAGUGACUGUUCGGGCUCAUUUGACUGGAUGGCUCAUGACCCUGAAAAAGACCUUUGUGUUGGCCCCCAGCUCGGUUCUCCGCAUCAUUGUCCUCAUCACCAGUCUAGUUGUGCUGCCUUAUAUGGGGGUUCACGGGGCCACACUCGGGGUUGGAUCCCUCUUAGCCGGGUUCAUAGGGGAGUCAACAAUGGUUGCCAUAGCAGCCUGCUAUGUUUAUCGACAACAGAAAAACAGCGAGAUGUCCAACGAGCUGGUGGUGGAGGGCGAGGACUCGGCCCCGAUGAGCGAGGUCUGCUCCAGGACUCAGAUGGACGCCAUCGAGGAGCUCCAGGAGGAGGAGGAGGAGGAGCAGGAGUGACCCGUCAGCAGGGAGGGAGGGGAGGUGAAGCCGACCUCAACACGGAGCUUUGCUGAAGAGGAGACCGCCGGGUGUUUCGGUGCUGGAGAGCAGAGAGAGGACCUGAGAGUGGUUUGGUUUCAGAGGUUCUCCUGACAGAACUGAGGUCUUCGUCACGUCAACCGACACCAUUAAAACGCACACUGUAAAGAAAGCCAUGCACCUCCAAGUGUUCAUCCAUCUGUGUAAAUACGUCUUCCGACCUUUUCAACAGUUCUCAUAGUUCUGCAUCAUCACAUCAGCGGGUGUAUUAACAGUUUUCAUGUGUUUACCGGUAAACAAGGGAAAAAUCGACACGGGAGAAACUCUUCCUCCUCAGCGGCAAGAAUGACACGUCUCGAGUGGUAGUGGAGUUGCCAAAAUACAGAGUUCAUUAUGUUAUUUUAUCAAGAUUAAGCGGCAAGGCCUUGCUUGAAUUCAAAUAUAGACAUGUUGUGGGACUUGUUGGGUUGUGCAAUCGUAUUUUACAUACAACGGUGUACAGAUUAUUGUCGUUUUCUAUAGGUAAUGCAUUGUGUAUAUUUAAUUACCCAGAGGGGUCAGGAAUCCCUCGUUAUAUCACUGCGUGUUACAGAAUACAGUUAUGAUUGUUCACUUUCCAUGCAGUCUGGGAGUCGAUCUACUUUUGUUUUGCCAAGCAUUUUCCUGGUAUUAUUCAGGCUGUCGUAUGUACUGUAUAUACUGUAUAGGCAUUCUUAUUUGGCAAAAUAAAUUGCUUUAUUAUUAA
This is a messenger RNA of Amphiprion ocellaris (clown anemonefish), 1282 nucleotides long. Its product is annotated as progressive ankylosis protein homolog B-like. Lineage: Eukaryota; Metazoa; Chordata; Actinopteri; Pomacentridae. Bases 193 to 516 code for a protein of 107 amino acids. The transcript has 4 exons. Gene Ontology annotation, biological process: phosphate ion transmembrane transport. Gene Ontology annotation, cellular component: membrane. The record is from RefSeq and is a predicted model, not a curated record. Gene Ontology annotation, molecular function: phosphate transmembrane transporter activity.